AUGCCUGAUACAACGCCUGAUGUCAGUCACCUGGAUCAAAUCUCCUUAAUAAUUCGCCACGUUGAUGAACAGUUCCAGAUUUACGAACGACUCUUGAAGAUUUCGGAAAUUAACGAUAAAACAGGUGAUGGUUUUGCUGCAAAAGUCAUCAGCAUGUUGAAAGAUUUACAGCUUUCUACUGCAGGAAUACAAUUUCAGUGCUACGAUACGACCGCUUCGAUGUCUGGUGCUUAUAACGGAGCUCAAGCUAAGUUGAGUGAGCGUUUAGGGUGGACAAUUCCCUAUAUUACGUGUCUUGGUCACAAGACAAAUCUUUGCGUUGAACAUUCCUGUAAAGCCUUGUUGAUGAUAGAAGAGUUCUUCACUACAUUGCAAGAUUUGUAUAAUUUUCUGACAAGAAGCACCAGUCGGUUCGGUAAGCUUAAAGGAAAUAUUGACGCAUUACAAGAAGGACUCGUCAUGAAGAAUCUCUCCAAAACACGUUGGAUAGGUAGAGCUGAGUCCAUUAGAGCGGUUUGGGUCAGCUACGAAAUUGUAAUUGACACACUCGAUGAGGUAAGAAAUUGUGAAGAUAGUGAUCGUGAUGCUAUAAAAACGGCUUCAAAUCUUUCGGACAGGAUAAAGUCGUUCGAGUUUUAUUUAAGCAUGCUGUUCAUGAAGAACAUAAUGUACAAAACAAAAAUCGUUGACCUCGAGGUUCAAGAAAUUGAUAAAGAUAUCCUUGCCAGCUUAGAUGUUAUGUGCCAAACGCGAGAUGCUAUGAUUCGUAUCUGGGAAGAUGAUCUUGGCCUGGAUGGCAUUGUCACAGCAGCUGUAGAGAAUUGCAACUCAUUUGGCAUUGAUGCCGAGUACGAGUUUUCAAAAAAGCAUGUCCACGACGACCACCCAGACGCAUUGACGAGAACGCAGACAAUGCUAAUGUACCACUAUUCAACCAACAUUACAGACAAGAAAUGUUCAAAGUAG
Paramuricea clavata is the source of this 966-nucleotide messenger RNA. The record is from the annotation of a GenBank genome assembly. Lineage: Eukaryota; Metazoa; Cnidaria; Anthozoa; Malacalcyonacea; Plexauridae.